Messenger RNA from Meira miltonrushii, 1884 nucleotides. RefSeq lists its product as uncharacterized. The transcript is spliced from 5 exons. The record is from RefSeq and is a predicted model, not a curated record. Gene Ontology annotation, biological process: ribosomal large subunit assembly. Lineage: Eukaryota; Fungi; Basidiomycota; Exobasidiomycetes; Exobasidiales; Brachybasidiaceae. Gene Ontology annotation, cellular component: preribosome, large subunit precursor. Bases 1 to 1884 code for a protein of 627 amino acids.
AUGGUUCAAGUGCGGCUUUAUACGAUUGUGACUCUUCUACUCUUUUGCAUCGCUAUUCAUGCUGAAAAACAAGAUGUGAGCCUCGCAAUAAGAGGUUUGAUUCGAAAUCAGCCUAAUCAUUUCACUUUGAUGCAGAAAAGACAGAGGGCCAGUGAUAAUGCGCAAGACGGUGAUGAUGGCGGCACUUCCACCAAAACAGCAGGUAGCAGUGAUACUUCAUCGAGUAGAAGUGGUGGAUCGAGUGACACCAGUAGCGAUGACUCUACUGGGAAAGCAUCAAGUAGUAGUGGUAGCACAAGGAAAACGUCAAGUGACACAAGCAGCGAUGACAGUGGAACCAAAUCGAGUACUUCGUCAAGCACAUCAACUAGCGAUAAUACCAGAACAGGGUCAAGCCAGACUAGUAGCGAAAGUACAAAUAAGGCAUCAAGUGAUACUAGUAGUGAUGACAGUACAUCAACAGAGCCUAGCAGCCAAAGCACACCGAAGAAAUCAAGUGAUACCAGUAGUGAUGACAGUGGAUCAGCCGACUCUAGCAGUGCUGACAACGGAAAUGGAUCAAGUGAUACAACUAGCACGACUAAUGAUUCUCAACAAAGCGACGAUGAAAGUUCCAGCAAACACCACAAGCAAGGCAGCUCAAGAAAACACAGAACUGCUGCCGCAUCUGCUACUGCUCCUGAUUCUUCGGUCACAACACCAGAAGUUGAUCAAGGAAAUAGCUCAGCUGGUCCUGUUAACGUUCAAGAUGUUCUUGACAAUUUACCGGAAUGUUACAAAACUUGCGCUACCACAGUUGCCGCUUCAUAUAUGGUUCAAUGUUCAAAAUUAACUGAAUUGGGUUGCAUAUGUCCUAAACCACAAUUCUUCAAUAACACCAUCAAAUGCAUCGGAAAGUCUGCUACGAAGAAUUGCGUUGCACUUGCUCAAAAUCCAACAGCUUUGCAGCAUAGUCAAGACGCUUUUGUCAGUCUAUGUCAGUCCGCAGGUGCUCCAAUGUAUGGCGUUGCUGCCAUUACCGAAGCACUCAAUCAUUCAAACGCUCUUCAAUGGGCAAAUCAUUUAGCUUUACUUGUCUUUUUCAUGAUUCUUUCCGCCUCCGCCACCACCGCCCAAGCCAGACCCGGGCCUAUUGGAAAUCCUACUUGGGAUGUUAAUCAAGCUUUUAAUCCCAAUCCUUCUAUUCUUCCUCCGGCUAGUGUACAAAAUAAUCCCUCAACAGUUCCUUAUCCGCCUUCUACAGGCGUUCCUCCGAUUUCUGGUCAAGGUCCUACUAAAGGAUCAGAUAAAUUCAACCAAAAUGACAACGUUGGCUUUGCAUAUUUGUCGUUGGAUAACGCCGUUAUUGCUUCAUCUACCUUGGCAAAUGGUUCCUAUCUCUCAAAUUCUGCUUUUGCAAGUAGCGCGACUACCGUUGCUUUUACCGCUGCCAACAUUGGCCAAAUCCUCGCUGGAUUACCCAAAUGUUUUACAAAAUGUGCAACGGAUACUUCCAAUUCUCUUUCGCUCGGCAGCUGCUCGGGCUUGAUGAACUUUGCUUGUGCUUGUCAAAAACCACAAUUUGUUGAUUCGACUAUCACAUGUUCUGCCAUUUCUCAAACAAAAGAUUGUGCAGGAAUGUCAUUGUACCCACACUUAUUGCAACAAGGCCACGAUAUAUUUACCAAUUUGUGUAAAGCAGCUGGCGUACCACAAACCUCUCAGACCUCUCAACAGAAUUCCCAAACCUAUCAAAACUCUCAAUACCCUCAAAACUCUCAAUACCCUCAAAACUCUCAGAACUCGCAAAACUCUCAAAAUUCUCAAAACUCAAGCAACGUCGUUCCCACUUACACAAGACCCAUUCGCACUUCUUGGCAUGGUCUAAAUAUCAGUUUCUCCUAA